UAUGACUACGAAAUAACUCUUGCCGUAUAGUUAUAUGUGUAUAUAGUUUAUUUUGCAUUUGUGUUUGGGAGCUCAGUAAGCAAACGCUUCUCGUACGCGUCGUGUCGUUGUUGCCUGUCUCAGUGCUAAAAGAAGAAAAAAAAAAAAAAUACUAAACAAAACAAAAGAUUAAAGAUCAAAAUGAGUAAAGCUGGACCACCACCACCAGGAUUUCAUCCUCCUCCAUCCUAUAAUGACGCAAAUAUGCCACAACUACAACCAAAUGUUGUAAUUGUUGGAACCCCAACACGUGCAUUUGGACCCAGUUCACAACCAAUGACAUGUCCAUAUUGUCAGGCAAAUAUUUCCACACGUGUUGAAUCGGAAUCUUCAACAAAAACUCAUUUAUUUGCCCUAUUACUCUGUAUUAUUGGAUUUUGGCCAUGUGUUCCUUGUCCAUAUUGCAUGGAUUCGUGCUUAACUCAAAAACAUUUUUGCCCCUCGUGUAAUGCAUAUCUUGGACAACAUGAAAAUUAGUAAUGGUAUUUGAAGCCGGACAACAUCGCAAGUUCAUUCCACUGUUGUUACUAUAUAUAUAUACCUAGAUACAGUUCGAAUGACCGGGGAAAAUAUCCGUCUAUUUUAUAUAUAGAGCUCAAAUUUGCAACAUUUAAAAAAAUAAUUAAUAAAACUAAACUAAACUUUUCAAAAAGUAUUUUUUUAAAAAGAUAAUAGUUUAAUUUUUAAAUGUUGCAAAAUUUAGCUUUUGUCAAUUUUUUCAAAUACCUUUUACCCUCAAAUUGUAAUUUUAAUGUUUUAAUCACUGUCGUAUUUUAAUUUAAGCUGAUAACAAUCUCAUCCUGAUUAAUUAGUCAUUCGCAGUAAAUGAAAAAAAAAAGGAAAACAA
This is a messenger RNA of Leptopilina boulardi, 886 nucleotides long. RefSeq names its product lipopolysaccharide-induced tumor necrosis factor-alpha factor homolog. The coding region runs from base 181 to 516 and encodes 111 amino acids. Lineage: Eukaryota; Metazoa; Arthropoda; Insecta; Hymenoptera; Figitidae. The record is from RefSeq and is a predicted model, not a curated record. Gene Ontology annotation, molecular function: zinc ion binding. The transcript is spliced from 4 exons.